AUGUACGCGAGUCUGAGACUAAGUCAGAUCCACCGCGUGCUCUCAGCAGUGCGAAAGUACGUGGCUCGUCAAGAUCUGUGCGACAUCCCAGUGCUGCUCUGUGGCGACUUUAACGACUACAACGACCCCGUCUACAGACUCGUGACGAAGCAUGGGUACGCCAGUCUGUUUGCUGAAAUGCACGGACGAGAAGCGAGGAUCACACACUGCAACCACAACAACAGAGAGGUCGGCGUGGACUUUAUCUUCGGCGCCAGACUAGACAGUGACCAAGCCCAGACGCUCCUCGACCCGCGACUGCAGCUCAAGCCCGUGGACUGUCAUCUGGUGCCUCGUCGACUGCCAGACGUGGUGCGAUUGAAGCGCCCGCAGUUUGGACACGACUGGCGCCACGUACAGUCGCCUGUGCUAUUGACAGACGAAGAAGCACUCGUGGAUUAUUGGCGAAUGGUGUCGGAUCAUCGACCGUUGGUGGCUAAGUUUCAGACCAAGCUGGAGAGCUUCACCUCAAUGGACGAAGCGGCCACUGGUCUUACCCCGUAA
Molecule: messenger RNA, 543 nt
Organism: Phytophthora infestans T30-4
Lineage: Eukaryota; Oomycota; Peronosporomycetes; Peronosporales; Peronosporaceae
Exons: 2
Coding region: 1-543 (180 amino acids)
Source: RefSeq, a predicted model, not a curated record